Molecule: messenger RNA, 1130 nt
Organism: Carica papaya (papaya)
Lineage: Eukaryota; Viridiplantae; Streptophyta; Magnoliopsida; Brassicales; Caricaceae
Product: reticulon-like protein B5
Biological process (GO): response to bacterium
Source: RefSeq, a predicted model, not a curated record
CUCGAAACGGAGGUUUCCAUUUUGCUCACUCCAUCGUUUUCUUAACUGAGACGCACCCAAAAAUUUCCUUCUUUGCUAAGAAAAACAGAUCCAUUUCGGGGAUAUCAGGAUCUUGAAUCGGAGGGAACAAUGGCGGAGCAGUCAGAGGAUUCGGGUAUAACGACCGAGACAUUGAUGGAGAAGAUCGCCGAGAAGAUUCACGGCCAUGAUUCGUCUUCUUCUUCUGAUUCGGACUCGGACAACGAGAAAUCUGCGGCUUCGUCCGUGAAAGCAAAGAUUUAUCGGAUAUUCGGCAGAGAGCGACCGGUUCACAACGUUCUCGGUGGAGGAAAACCUGCCGAUGUGUUCUUGUGGAGGAAUAAAAAGAUCUCAGCUGGUGUUCUUGGCACAGCAACUGCAGUGUGGGUUCUGUUUGAAUUGGUAGAGUACCAUCUCUUAACCCUUGCUUGCCACAUUUUAAUACUCAGCCUCGCAGUCUUGUUCCUGUGGUCCAAUGUGCAUACCUUUAUCAACAAGUCUCCUCCUCGAAUUCCUGAAUUCCAUUUUCGAGAGGAGCCAUUCUUGCAGGUUGCCUCUGCACUGCGGAUGGAAAUAAACUGGGUUUUUGCAACAUUGCGGGAGAUUGCUUCAGGAAGAGACUUAAAGAAGUUUCUUGUGGUGAUUGCUAGCUUGUGGGUGGUGUCAAUUGUGGGUAGUUGGUGCAACUUCUUGACCCUGUUUUACAUAAUUUUUGUAGUGUUGCACACUGUGCCCGUGCUUUAUGAGAAGUACGAGGACAAGGUUGAUCCGUUUGCAGAGAAGGCAAUGAUAGAAAUCAAAAAGCAGUAUGCAGUAUUUGAUGCAAGGGUUCUUAGCAAGAUUCCAAAAGCUGCUGCUUUCAAAGCCAAGAAGGUUUAACCUGUCAGCUCCAAGUCAUUGCUUCAUUUUGCUCCAACAAAAUUAUUUUUGUGUUGGGCUUCCAAGUUUCAAGGAUUCAGCGCCAUCAGUUUUUAUGUUUAUGUAUGGCUUUCAGAUUGCCUUGUGUUUCUGAGAUAUUUUAAUGUCGAUUUUGUUUUAGUGGUAUGUUUGUCACAACUUUUGGGACCAUUACUGAAGCAGGCUCAUUGCUGAUUAUUGUUGUUGACACUCCA